Messenger RNA from Prorocentrum cordatum, 381 nucleotides. NCBI's taxonomy places the organism in Eukaryota, Dinophyceae, Prorocentrales, Prorocentraceae. The record is from the annotation of a GenBank genome assembly.
AUGUCUCCCCCGUCGCUCGCCGCGGAGCUCGGCCGUCGGUCCCACGCCGCGAUGCCCGCCCGCCGCGCCCCGCUGCUCGCGGUCGUCCUGCUCGGCGCCGCCGCCGCGGCGGCGCUCUGCGGCGCGGGGGCGUUUUGCGGCAGCGGGCGCGCGCCGCAGGCCGCCGCUCGGCGGCAGGGCGCGUCGGCCAGGGCGGCUUUGCCCGUGGAGGCCAUGGCGGAUGCUACUUCGAUCGUGACCGCGCUGCAAAUCCAGCAGCCAGCUUGGGCGGCCAACUUGGUCCUCGUGAUCGUGCCGAUCAGCAUCCUCAUCAUAAUCUACCUCCAGUCGGAGAAAACGCUGCAAGAGAGGGACGCCGUGAUCGGCAAACAGAGGCUGUGA